Molecule: messenger RNA, 1234 nt
Organism: Histoplasma capsulatum G186AR
Lineage: Eukaryota; Fungi; Ascomycota; Eurotiomycetes; Onygenales; Ajellomycetaceae
Exons: 3
Coding region: 107-469 (120 amino acids)
Biological process (GO): intracellular protein transport
Cellular component (GO): Sec61 translocon complex
Source: RefSeq, a predicted model, not a curated record
CCUAAUCCUAAAGCCCUCCUCUCUUUUCCCUUUGUAGUUUAGAAGUCGCAACUCCUCACGACUUCUCCAACCAAUCCUCUCAUUCAAGACGAGCCCGUCCAACACCAUGGCUUCAGGAUCAGGCGUCGAAUCAGGAGCUGAAGGACCGAAGUCGGCUUCUGGUGCUUCCUCUGGCAUUUCGGGCUCGGCCCUCAAUCGUCCCUCAUCGCCUACCCCCCCCGGUGGACCUCGCACGGCUAUGCGCCGUCGCGCUGCUGCAGAUCACAAGGAAUCUAUCCGGAAUGCACGUCCUGCAUCAACACGCUCCGCUGGUGCGGGCGGCUCCUCGGGUACGAUGCUGAAGCUCUAUACAGAUGAGAGCCCCGGCUUGAAGGUUGAUCCUGUCGUCGUGUUGGUAUUGAGCCUGGGUUUCAUUUUCUCUGUUGUUGGGUUGCAUGUCAUUGCCAAAAUCUCGCGGAAGUUCGCAUAAGUGCUUACUUGUCUGCUUCGUUCGAUACCAUCUGUGCUCGAAAAACACCAUCUUUCCCCUAAGUUUGCGAAUGAGGAUCCGAUGGAAUACCCUGUACGAUAUGACCGAAUUGGCGAUCCAGGAGAAAAUAUCCACUUGGGGUUUCCAUGGGUUGCUUGCAGGCUCAUUGCAUUUUGAACGGAGGACUUGGCCCUCCAUUUGUCUUAUCUUCUUGUCCUUUUGCUUGACUUUAUAUACGCUCCUCGUACUCACUCUAUACCUUACCAUCUUCCCAUACCUACUGCCAAUGACCAUGUCGCAGUGAGCGAAAGAGCGAUCUGUGAACAUUUGGUGGAACUUUUCCAGCAAUCCUUCGCUUUCACUUCUUACGCCUAGUUUGCACAUGUCCACAUUCGGCACCCGUAUGAUUUCCCCCACUACCCAAACCACUUCUCUACCUAUCUCGACAGUCACCCAUUUGUCUGCAGUACAAUGGGGAACCCUGAUCGCCAACUCCUUAUACUAGUUCGAUCCACAAGACAAAAUAUUUCCUUUAUAUGCCUAUGCUUCCAUGUGUAUUUUCUUCUAUUUCUUUUGCGCUCUGUUUCUUGAAAUUUAUGUCGUAAAUAAUAUUUUUUUUAUCUCUUGAUUCAAUUUAUUCGCUCUUCGGAUCGCUUUGUCAGUCGUAUCUUCCCGCUCCAAUUUCCGCUUGGUCCUUGAUUUACUCCGGCAUGUUGUAAUGGAAGACUUGCGCUGGGGGAGGGCAUAGACAUAAAAUGGCGUAAU